Molecule: messenger RNA, 2144 nt
Organism: Lotus japonicus
Lineage: Eukaryota; Viridiplantae; Streptophyta; Magnoliopsida; Fabales; Fabaceae
Product: CBL-interacting protein kinase 2-like
Exons: 2
Coding region: 562-1944 (460 amino acids)
Biological process (GO): protein phosphorylation; signal transduction
Molecular function (GO): ATP binding; protein kinase activity
Source: RefSeq, a predicted model, not a curated record
AAGUUUAUAAGAAGCAGCUCCAAACGCUUUCGGGAUUUCUCAAAUUUCUCAUCUAACGCUAAAACCACAACACCUUCUCUCGCUUCUCAUCUAACUCUUUCGUCAUUGCCGUAAGCAGCCUCAAACAGAAGCACAAUGAUUCUCAAACCCAUUAGCAGGUGCUUUUGGGUGAUUGAAGGUUAACCAGGUUAUACUUUAUUCCCUGAUUAGUCUACGAAGUUUUUAAGGUCAUCUACUACAGUGUUCUCUUGUGUCAUUACCAAAACCAGGGGAUGCUGAAAGAUGUGCUUCAAAGUAAAGAGUUCCUUAUCUGAGGUUAAGGUUGUUGCUCUAUCCGAGCUUACCUUGUUAAUCCUUGCUGAAAUUGGAUGUUUAGCCUGUUGUCAAUAUCUAUUUUGUGAUCAUGUGCGUGAGGUGGCUGGAAAUCUAUCUAGUUGGGUGAUGUCAAAACAUGAUGUUUGCGAAGAUGGUUGAACUUGGAACAUCUUUGGAAUAGUUCCCCACUAUAAUUUAUACUAUUGAUAGCAGUAUUAGUCAAGUACGUAAAUAGUGUUGCCGGAAAUGGAAAAGAAGGGAAGUGUGCUUAUGCAAAGAUAUGAACUAGGGAGAUUAUUAGGCCAAGGAACCUUCGCAAAGGUCUACCAUGCUAGGAACCUUAUAACUGGCAUGAGUGUGGCCAUCAAGGUGAUUGACAAAGAAAAGAUUUUGAAAGUUGGAAUGGUUGAUCAGAUUAAGCGUGAAAUUUCAGUGAUGAGAUUGGUCAGCCAUCCCAAUGUGGUUGAGCUUUACGAGGUAAUGGCUAGUAAAACCAAAAUUUACUUCGUCAUGGAGUAUGUAAAAGGUGGUGAGCUCUUCAACAAAAUAGCCAAAGGAAAGCUCAAGGUGGACGUUGCUAGGAGGUAUUUUCAGCAACUGAUUAGUGCAGUCGACUACUGCCACAGCAGGGGUGUGUGUCAUCGAGAUUUGAAGCCGGAAAAUCUACUGUUGGAUGAAAAUGAAAAUUUGAAGGUUAUAGAUUUUGGGUUGAGUACCCUUGCUGGAUCUAGGUGUCAAGAUGGAUUGCUUCACACAACAUGUGGUACCCCUGCAUAUGUUGCUCCAGAAGUGAUAAACAGAAAGGGUUAUGGUGGAUACAAAGCUGAUAUAUGGUCAUGUGGGGUAAUCUUGUAUGUUCUAUUGGCUGGUUACCUUCCAUUCCAUGAUUCAAAUCUGAUGGAGAUGUACAGGAAAAUUGGUAAAGGAGAGUUUAAAUAUCCUAAAUGGUUUGCCCCAGAAGUUCGUCGCUUAUUGUCCAAAAUACUGGAUCCGAACCCAAAGACCAGGAUAUCGAUGGCCAAGAUUAUGGAAAAUUCUUGGUUUAAAAAGGGGUUAGAGAAGCUUGUUAUUGUUGGGACACAAAACACAGAAAACCCUCCUCUAGAUGCUGAUAGUGUGUUUGAAGUGUCUGAGAAUGGUGUAACUUUUGCAGAGUCAAAGCAAGAAGAGGCAAAGCUUUGUAAUUUAAAUGCUUUUGAGAUCAUCUCCUUCUCAACUGGUCUUGAUUUAUCAGGUUUGUUUGAUGACACAGAUCACAUGAAAGAGACGCGAUUCACGUCUAACAAGCCUGCCUCAGUUAUAAUCUCUAAGCUGGAAGAAGUUUGCAAGAGUCUUUGCUUGAAAGUAAAGAAGAAAGAUGGAGGUUUCUUCAAGUUGGAAAGCUCCAAGGUAGGAAGGAAAGGGAUUUUGGGUAUUGAAGCUCAGAUUUUUGAGAUCACACCAGUUCUCCAUCUAGUGGAAUUGAAGAAGUCAAGUGGAGAUACAGUUGAGUACCAGAAGCUUCUGAAACAAGACAUUAGACCAGCACUUAAGGACAUUGUUUGGACCUGGCAAGGAGAACAACCAAAGCAACCCCAACAUGAAGUAGUGCAAGAAGAGGCUUUAUCAGUACCACAGGAAACUGCAUAAUCAAUAUUAUAAAACUAGGUUGUGUGUUAUGUUCUGUGCUUCAUUUAUUAUCUUGAUCUACUGCUUAAUAUGACAGUAUUGGCUAGUUUACUCUCCUUAUAUCUGUAAGGAUGGAUACUUCUGAAGGCUUGUGUAUACCUAAAUUGCAACUUUGAGCUUUUUUGGGUCUUUUAUCCCAUUCCUUGUGAUCAUUCUCUGCA